Erinaceus europaeus (western European hedgehog) is the source of this 1983-nucleotide messenger RNA. RefSeq names its product PAT1 homolog 2 (gene PATL2). Lineage: Eukaryota; Metazoa; Chordata; Mammalia; Eulipotyphla; Erinaceidae. Gene Ontology annotation, cellular component: P-body. Bases 1 to 1641 code for a protein of 546 amino acids. Gene Ontology annotation, molecular function: RNA binding. The record is from RefSeq and is a predicted model, not a curated record. The transcript is spliced from 14 exons. Gene Ontology annotation, biological process: deadenylation-dependent decapping of nuclear-transcribed mRNA; P-body assembly.
AUGGAGGAAGUCCACCAGUCUGCAAAGAUGAAGUGCCUUGAAGGCCGCCCCUUAAGUCGAAGCUCAGGCAAGUACUGUGGCCGCUUGGCUCUUGAAGAGCUGGAGGAAGAAGAAAAUGAAGUGGAAGAGGAGGUCCUGGAUUCAGAUCCCACCACAGACCUGGAAGAAGUGGAGGAAGAGGUGGAAGAGGAGGAAGAGAAUAAUAGUCUGCAGGACUCAGCUGCUCUCAGUGCAUCCCAUAACACCCAGAGAAGUCUUCUCAGGCCCCCUCAAGUCAAGGCACCGGGUAUGCUGGGGAUGUCACCUGUUUCCUUGCACUUUCUGUGGCAGACCCUGUCACCAGUUGCUUGUGGGCCCACAUUUCCCGGAGCCAACUCCCUUGCAAGACACUUCGGACGUCAACUGCCUUCACCAGACCCAGGUCUUUUCUGCAGCCCACCGACCUCAUGGUCCCCUAAGUUCAGUCAUCUGACCCAGCUUCACCCUCAGCAUCAACGGAUCCUACAGUUCAAGCAGAAACAGCAGCACAGUCGAACACCAAGCCCCCCAGCCAAGAAGCCUGGGCCUCAGCAACCAGACUCAUAUGCUAACCUAAUGACCCAGAAAGAGAAGGACUGGGUGAUCAAAGUGCAGAUGGUUCAGCUGCAGAGUGAGAAUCCCCACCUGGAUGACUACUACUAUCAGGAAUAUUAUUGGAGACUAGAGAAGAAGCAGGUGGAUGAAGAGCUACUUGGACAAAAGAGCAAGGUUGAGUCCUGCAAGCUGGUAACACCUUACAUUCAGAAGGCAGAGGCUUACGAGUCAGUGGUUCGAAUCGCGGGGUCCCUGGGCCAGGUGGCUGUGUCAACUUGUUUUAGCCCUCGCCGAGCCAUUGAUGCUGUACCCCACGGAACUCAAGAACAGGACACAGGAGCUUCAAUCAGUCAGAAGCUACGGGUAUUGUACUGGAUUGAGAAGAUGUUCCUUCAGUUACUGGAGGUAGAGGAGAGCCAGAAGAAUAGAACUCCACAACCCUGCUUUGAGCAGCAGAGCAGGCAGGUUGAAAAGCUCUUUCAGGCCUUGAAGAUCCAGGAGCAAAAUAAUCUGGAGGAGGUGACAGAUGGCUUCCUGCAGGUGCUAUCUGUACGGAAGGGGAAAUUACUAGUGGCCCGGCUGCUCCCUUUCCUACGCCAGGAUAAGGCAGUUAAUCUCCUUUUGCCUAUCAUCCACCAUCUACCCCUCCUGAUUAGGAGGGACAUGACUGAUCAGGCCCUGCAAAUGAUGUUCAAACCUCUGUGUAAAUGUAUCAGUCUCUUGACCUUCCAUGAACUCCUCCAAGGACUUAAGGGACUAAUACUGUUACAACCUGGCUCCUCUGAGCGGCCAGUCACUGUGGUGCUUCAGAAUCAGUUUGGUGUAUCGUUGUUGUAUGCUCUGUUGAGUCGUGGGGAGCAGCUGCUGUCCCUGGAUUCUACCCUCAAGAAACCAAAUAGUGACCAUACAGUUUGGACAGACAUAGUGGUUCUGAUUGCCUGGGAGAUAGCCCAAAUGCCUACAGCUUCUCUUGCAGAACCCCUAGUCUUCCCCAGCAACCUUCUUUCCCUGUUCUGUUACCACGUGGAUAGACAACUGUUAAAACAGCUGGAGGCUAGGAUGGAGUAAGUGAUGGCAGAACCAGGUCCAAGUUCUUGUUCAAAUCUACUCUAGGUUCUGUCACUCAUCUCUAAUGUAGAACGUGAAGAAUAACUCACUUCUGGUAGUUCUGGGCACCGUGACAUUGACUCCAGGAUAUACCCCUGCAGUCCAUCUAGAAAAAUUAUUUCUGGGGCCAGGAGCUGUCGCACCUGGUUAAGCACACAUAUUACAGUGCACAAGGUCCCCGGUUCAACUCCUUGAUCCCCACCUGAAGCUGGAAAGCUUCAUAAGUGGUGAAGCAGGGCUGUAGGUGUCUCUCUUUCCCUCUAUAUCUCCCCCUCUCUUAAUUUGUCUCUAUCCAAUAAAUAA